Messenger RNA from Vicia faba (fava bean), 1599 nucleotides. Lineage: Eukaryota; Viridiplantae; Streptophyta; Magnoliopsida; Fabales; Fabaceae. The record is from the annotation of a GenBank genome assembly.
AUGCCAGAUACAAAAUAUAGAGUCAUGGCAAUAAAUCUUCUGCUUCUUCUUCUUUCUGGAACCGUUGUAAUUGUUAGCUGUGUGUCUAUAAGAACAGAAGCUACAAUAUUGUUAACCAAUAAUGAUAUAACUAAGUCUCUCAAUCGGAGUAGUUUUCCAGAAAGUUUUAUUUUUGGAACAGCUUCAUCAGCUUACCAGGUUGAAGGUGCAGCAAAUGUCGGUGGAAGAGGACCAAGUAUAUGGGAUACUUUCACACAUAAUAAUCCAGAAAUGAUAAAUGACAGAAGUAAUGGAGACGUAGCCAUCGAUGAAUAUCAUAUCUAUAAGGAAGAUGUUGAGAUCAUGAAAGACUUGAAUAUGGAUGCUUAUAGAUUCUCCAUCUCUUGGUCCAGAAUAUUACCAAAAGGAAAACUUGGCGGGGGUGUAAACAAAGAAGGAAUAAAGUAUUACAACAACCUUAUCAAUGAGUUGUUAAUAAAAGGACUUCAACCCUUUGUAACCCUUUUUCAUUGGGACCUUCCUCAAGCACUUGAAGAUGAAUAUGGUGGCUUUCUAAGCUCAAAUAUAGUGAAUGAUUAUCGAGAUUAUGCAGAGCUUUGCUUUAAAUUAUUUGGAGAUAGAGUAAAGCAUUGGAUCACAUUGAAUGAACCGUGGAGCUUUGCCUUACAUGGUUAUGCUGAUGGAACGUUUGCACCUGGACGAUGUUCACAUUGGCAAAACCCUAAUUGCACUGGUGGAGACUCUGCCACUGAACCUUAUAUAGUGGCUCAUAAUCAAUUACUUGCUCAUGCAUCUGCUUCCAAUGUCUACAAAACUCAGUAUCAGGCAUCUCAAAAAGGGAAAAUAGGGAUAACACUAGUGUCUUAUUGGAUAAUGGCACUCAAUGAUACUGAACUAGAUCAUGAUGCUGCACAAAGAGCCAUUGAUUUUAUGUUCGGAUGGUUUAUGGAUCCGCUGAUAGUAGGAGACUAUCCAAGCUCCAUGCGGUCCUUGGUAGGGAGUCGGUUACCAAAGUUCUCAGCAUAUCAAGUAAAUCUCGUAAGAGGAUCUUUUGAUUUUAUUGGGUUAAACUAUUAUACUUCAUACUAUGCAACUAAUGCCCCUGAGCUAAGUAAAGGAAAGCCCAAUUACAUCACUGAUCAACUUUCAAUUCUUACAAAGGAGCGCAACGGAAUACCUAUUGGUCCACCUGCUGCUUCAUCUUGGCUGUCAAUUUAUCCAAAUGGACUUCGUGAAUUGUUACUCUAUAUUAAAAAAAAGUACAACAAUCCUUCUAUUUACAUCACUGAAAAUGGUAUGGAUGAUUUGGAUGAUCCAACGAUCUCUCUUGAGAAAGCCCUUGAAGAUACAAUGAGAAUUAAUUAUUAUUAUGAUCAUCUCUAUUAUCUUCACACUGCAAUAAGGGAUGGCGUCAACGUGAAAGGAUAUUUUGCUUGGUCAUUGUUCGACAAUUUUGAAUGGAGUUCAGGCUACACCUUGAGAUUUGGAGUUUACUUUGUAGAUUACAAUAAUAACUUCAACCGAUAUCCAAAAAAGUCGGCCAUUUGGUUUAAGAGUUUUCUACAAUAUAAAGUAGUUACACAUAGUGAUUCAUGCUGA